AUGGAUUUGAUUAGAUACGUUGAUGAAGUGUCAUCUCUGCGCUUGUUAAUCAUGAUAGAGGAUGUCUACUUACCGUCGGAUCGGCCGGCGCUACUAGCAGUCAAGGCAGCUCUCCACGAGCCUCACUUGGCCAUCUUCAACUCAUGGAAAGGCACCGAUUGCUGCCACAACUGGUACGGCGUUAGCUGCGACCAAGAGACACAUCGAGUCGCCGACAUCAAUCUCCGCGGCGAGUCCGAAGAUGCCAUCUUCGAGAGAGCCCACCGGACCGGUUUUAUCUCUCCCGAAAUAUGCAAGUUAUCACGCCUUUCCAGUAUAACUAUCGCCGAUUGGAAAGGAAUCACAGCCCAGAUUCCAAAAUGUAUCACCCGUCUGCCAUUCCUUCGUAUCCUUGAUUUGAUUGGUAACAAGAUAUCGGGACAGAUUCCUGCUGGUAUCGGGAGAUUGAAGCGCCUCACUGUUUGA
Hibiscus syriacus is the source of this 465-nucleotide messenger RNA. RefSeq names its product DNA damage-repair/toleration protein DRT100-like. Lineage: Eukaryota; Viridiplantae; Streptophyta; Magnoliopsida; Malvales; Malvaceae. The transcript is spliced from 2 exons. Bases 1 to 465 code for a protein of 154 amino acids. The record is from RefSeq and is a predicted model, not a curated record.